Messenger RNA from Pteronotus mesoamericanus, 735 nucleotides. RefSeq names its product collagen triple helix repeat containing 1 (gene CTHRC1). Lineage: Eukaryota; Metazoa; Chordata; Mammalia; Chiroptera; Mormoopidae. The record is from RefSeq and is a predicted model, not a curated record. The coding region runs from base 1 to 735 and encodes 244 amino acids. The transcript has 4 exons.
AUGCGCCCCCAGGCCCCGGCCACCACCUCCCCUCAGAGGCUCCUAGGCCUCCUGUUGCUCCUGCUGCUGCAGCUGUGGGCGCCGUCGAGCGCCUCCGAGACUCCCAAGGGGAAGCAAAAGGCGCUGCUCCGGCAGAGGGAGGUGGUGGAUCUGUAUAAUGGAAUGUGCUUACAAGGGCCUGCAGGGGUACCUGGUCGAGAUGGAAAUCCUGGGGCCAACGGCAUUCCUGGUACCCCCGGGAUCCCAGGCCGGGAUGGAUUCAAAGGAGAAAAGGGGGAGUGCCUGAGGGAGGCCUUUGAGGAGUCCUGGACACCUAACUACAAGCAGUGUUCAUGGAGUUCGCUGAAUUAUGGCAUAGAUCUUGGGAAAAUUGCGGAGUGUACCUUUACAAAGAUGCGUUCGAACAGCGCUCUAAGGGUUCUGUUCAGUGGCUCACUCCGGCUGAAGUGCAGAAGUGCGUGCUGUCAGCGCUGGUAUUUCACAUUCAAUGGAGCUGAAUGUUCAGGACCUCUUCCCAUUGAAGCCAUAAUUUAUUUGGACCAAGGAAGCCCUGAACUCAAUUCAACAAUUAACAUCCAUCGUACUUCUUCUGUGGAAGGACUUUGUGAAGGAAUUGGAGCCGGAUUAGUGGAUAUCGCUAUCUGGGUUGGUACUUGUUCAGAUUAUCCCAAAGGAGAUGCCUCUACUGGAUGGAACUCAGUGUCCCGCAUCAUUAUUGAAGAACUACCAAAAUAA